AUGGCGGACGCCGCUGCUGAGAUGGAGGAGGGAGGAAUGGCGAGGACGCUGAAGGACCUGCUCGCCGGCGCUGCAGGCGGAGUUGCGCAGGUACUCAUAGGCCAACCUUUCGACAUAGUAAAAGUCCGCCUGCAAACCACAACCCGAUACCCCAACGCCUUCGCCGCCGCAAAAACCAUCUACGCCCAAGAGGGUGCCCUCGCCUUCUACAAAGGCACCCUCACGCCCCUGAUCGGAAUCGGCGCCUGCGUCUCGGUGCAGUUUGGCGCCUUCCACGAAGCCCGCCGCCGUCUGGAGGCCUACAACACCUCCAAGUCCCCCUCAUCGCCCGGGCUCAGCUACCCACAGUACUACUGCGCCGGUGCGUUCGCGGGAAUCGCCAACUCCGUGAUCUCGGGCCCCAUCGAACACGUGAGGAUCCGACUGCAGACGCAACCCCACGGCGCCGCACGCCUGUACAGCGGCCCGCUGGACUGCGUACGCAAGCUCUCCGCGCACGAGGGUGUACUGAAGGGCCUGUAUCGUGGAGAGGCGGUCACCAUCCUCCGCGAGGCGCAGGCCUAUGGCGUCUGGUUCCUCGCUUUCGAGUGGAUGAUGAACGCCGACGCCUCCCGCAACGGCAUCGACCGCAAGGCCAUCGCCACGUGGAAGGUUGCUUUCUACGGGGGUUUGGCUGGGGAGGCGCUGUGGCUGGGCAGCUACCCGCUGGAUGUCGUAAAGAGCAAGAUGCAGAGUGAUGGCUUUGGCAAGGAAAUGAAGUAUAAGGGGAUGAAUGACUGUUUCAGACAGACUUACAGAGCGGAGGGACUGAGGGGGUUUUGGAAGGGCAUCUUCCCGACGCUCUUGAGGGCUAUGCCUGUUAGUGCGGGCACGUUCGCUGUGGUGGAGAUGACAAUGAGGGCCAUUUCUUAG
This is a messenger RNA of Drepanopeziza brunnea f. sp. 'multigermtubi' MB_m1, 912 nucleotides long. RefSeq lists its product as uncharacterized. Gene Ontology annotation, cellular component: mitochondrion. Gene Ontology annotation, molecular function: L-ornithine transmembrane transporter activity. The record is from RefSeq and is a predicted model, not a curated record. NCBI's taxonomy places the organism in Eukaryota, Fungi, Ascomycota, Leotiomycetes, Helotiales, Drepanopezizaceae. Gene Ontology annotation, biological process: mitochondrial L-ornithine transmembrane transport.